AGGAAGAAGAAAUAAACUCCAAACCCUGGAAAAAGCUGCAAUAAUCAAGAUUCAAGAUUUGAACUUCCAUACAACAAAUCAUUGCUACUUGCAGAAGCCACUGAUUGGAUCCAACAUUCAAGAUCGAGGUUACACUCUCCUUCUCUGUUCUUUUUCUUCUUCAGAUUUCAAUUCUAAGUUCAAUCAAAUCUUUAGGGUUUAUAUUGUUCAAACAGUGACGAUUUGUUCACAAAUCGAUUUGUUCUACAUGAAGUUCUAAAUCUCAAAAUGGCACCAAAGAGAGGGUUUUACUUUUACCCCAUCUUCCUCAUUGUAUCUCUCUCAGCUCUCUUCAUCUUCUCUCUCUACCGUUCUUCCUCACUUUCUCUCUCAUCAUCUCCCCCAAUUUCCCAAUUCCCACUCACAAUCACAAACUUUAACAAAAUCCCAAACCCUAAUUUCCAAAUUUCCCCCAAUUUCUCAUUCACAAUCAAAGUCCUCACUUACGAUCGCCUCCGAUCACUCUCCCGGUGCCUGCGAUCUCUCGCAGCUGCUCAUUACGACAACGAGAAGGUUAACAUUCACAUAUUCAUCGAUCACUUCAAGAUUUUGGACCAAAAGGAUCAAGAUAAUGAGUAUUUGGAUAAGAAACUGAAUGAAUCUCGUGAAAUUCUCGAUUUUGUUGAUGGGUUUGAGUGGAAAUUUGGGGAGAAGAUGGUGCAUUAUCGGACCGGGAAUGUCGGGCUGCAGGCGCAGUGGUUGGAAGCGUGGUGGCCGGUUUCGGAUGAUGAGUUUGCGUUUGUCGUUGAAGACGAUAUUGAAUUGUCGCCGUUGUAUUAUAGAUUUUUGAAAAGUUUGAUUGUUGGUUAUUAUUACAAUGCGUCGAAUUAUAGUCCGUGGAUAUAUGGUGCUUCGUUACAACGGCCGAGGUUUGUUCCAGGUAAGCAUGGGAACAAAAUAAACAUAGAUAAAGAAACAAAGGUUUUCUUGUAUCAGCUUGUUGGUACGUGGGGUCAACUUUUGUUUCCGAAGCCGUGGAAGGAGUUUCGGUUAUGGUAUGACACGCAUAAGACGAAGGGUGUGAAACCGAUUCUUGAUGGCAUGGUGACAACGGGUUGGUACAAAAAGAUGGGGGACAGGAUAUGGACGCCGUGGUUUAUUAAGUUUAUACACGCGCGAGGGUAUUUUAACAUUUACACGAAUUUCUUAAACGAGUCAGCGCUGAGUGUCUCUCAUAGAGACACGGGGGUUAACUACGGGAAAACUGCAGGGCCCGAUUCGAAUCUGAUUCAGGAGAGUUCUCGUGAGAGCAACGUUUUCAAAUUGGAGCCUUUAAGAAAUCUUAAAUGGUAUGAUUUCUGUUUUCGGGAAGUAAUUCCCGAUAGGAUUGUGACAAACGUUGAUGAACUCGAGCUUGUUUUGAAAUCGGUCCAAAAGGCGAAUGCUUUAGUGGUUGUGAGCGUAGAUCAAACGUCAAAGAUGUUAACCCGAAACUUAUUGUGCCAUUUUGCGAGGCUUAAUGUUUGGAACUAUAUCUUUGUGGGUCCCGAUUCUGAAUUCUUGCUUGAUCUUGCAAGACGUGGGCAUACAGUGGUUAACGCGGAUGCAUUUUUCGACACGUUGAAGGAAUACAAAUCGAGUAAAUUAAGCAAGGAGAAUAUCGUGAAGGCGUUGGUCGUAAAAAAAGCGUUGGAAAUGAAGUAUGACACGUGGGUGUUGGAUCACGACAUGGUUCCGGUCAACGCUGACUUUUUUCUUGACUCGGUCAAACGCAAUCCCACCGUUGACUUUUACGUCGGGAAGAGACUUGGACUUCUGUUCGCCAGGAGUACAGGAUCCAGGAUCUGGAACAAUCGCUUUGUGAACGAGAUUGCACAAUCGGCGGACCCCACGAUGAGUAAAGACGGGGGCGGUUUUGGGUUUAUCGCGGGAAAGUUAUUGGAGAGGAAAGGUGUGAAGUUAGAGAGGUUUGACGAGGGUCUAGGGUUUAGCGUUGAGAUUAACGCCGGUGAUGAUAAUGGAAUCGUGUUAAAGAAUGACACAAAGGUUGUGUUUUGGUCUUCGGAUGCGGGUUCGGGUUUGGUACAAAACAGGCUUGAAAGUUUAGGUUUGUGGAUUAUAGACAGUGAAUCCCACUGUAAAGCUGUUAUUUGUCACCCAUCAUAGUUUUUUUUUUGGUUUUUAAGCAUAUUCUUUUUUGAUCAAGCUUGUGAUAUGUAAAAUCUUAUUUGGAUACUGAUUUAAGCAGUUUUGUUGGGUAAGACAUUGUGUUGUAAAUUGAGAUCUCCAAAUUGUUUAUCAUGAAA
This is a messenger RNA of Helianthus annuus (common sunflower), 2285 nucleotides long. RefSeq lists its product as uncharacterized. The coding region runs from base 268 to 2145 and encodes 625 amino acids. The record is from RefSeq and is a predicted model, not a curated record. The transcript has 3 exons. Lineage: Eukaryota; Viridiplantae; Streptophyta; Magnoliopsida; Asterales; Asteraceae.